UGUACUGUAAAGUGACAACUCUUAGAGUUUGAAUUGAAUUCAAUAUUUUAAAAAUAAAGAUUUAAGUAGCACAUUUUAAUAAAAAGUUAUAAAUGUUGUUAAUGAAAUGUUGUUAUUUUGUCCAUCCUGUUCAAAUGCAUUAAUCGUAGAAUUAGGAUCAUCGAAUGUGUUACGAUUUUCUUGUGUGGUUUGUCCUUAUAUUUAUAAUAUUACUGAAACUUUAACAUCAAGAACGUAUCCUGCAUUAAAGGAAGUGGAUCAUAUAUUAGGCGGUGCCGAAGCUUGGAAAAACGCGGAUUCAAUUGAUGAACAGUGUCCUAAAUGUCAACAUCCUCGUGCAUAUUUUAUGCAAAUACAAAUUCGUUCUGCGGAUGAACCAAUGACGACAUUUUAUCGUUGUUGUAAUUUUGAUUGCUCACAUCAGUGGCGUGAUUAAAACAAAGUGAUCAGUAGCGGUUUACUUUAAAAAAAAAAAAAACAU
This is a messenger RNA of Chrysoperla carnea, 481 nucleotides long. It is a transcript of the gene Polr3K, whose product is annotated as DNA-directed RNA polymerase III subunit RPC10. The record is from RefSeq and is a predicted model, not a curated record. The coding region runs from base 107 to 436 and encodes 109 amino acids. Lineage: Eukaryota; Metazoa; Arthropoda; Insecta; Neuroptera; Chrysopidae. Gene Ontology annotation, biological process: DNA-templated transcription; termination of RNA polymerase III transcription. The transcript is spliced from 2 exons. Gene Ontology annotation, molecular function: zinc ion binding; nucleic acid binding; DNA-directed RNA polymerase activity. Gene Ontology annotation, cellular component: RNA polymerase III complex.